UCAAAUCAUAAGUACUGCAUUACAAGUGAAAGUAAAUGAGAUGUAGUCACCAAUCAGCACCUUGCUGCCAUGCAGACCUCCUCUUCUAUGCUGUUUCUCCUCUUCAGACGUUUCCUCCUAAGUUGGUGCUGCUGGAUUUUGGAGAUACGGACAGCAUGCCUGAGGCAAUCGCAGAGAUCCUGGACUGUUAUGGGUGCCUGGAUAUUAUUAUCUUUAACAGCAGCAUGAAGGUGAAAGCUCCAGCACAGACUGUGUCUCUGGAGGUGGACAAACUGCUGAUGGACAACAACUACUUUGGGCCCGUCACUCUGGCUAAAGGCGUGCUGGCCUCCAUGAUCUCCAGGAGAAGUGGUCACCUGCUGCUGGUUAACAGCAUCCAAGGGAGACUAGCUGUGCCUUUUCGCAGUACCUACGCAGCCUCUAAACACGCUGUUCAGGCCUUCUUUGACUGCCUGAGAGCGGAGGUGGAGGAGUACGGCAUCUCCGUCAGCACCAUCAGCCACAACUUCAUCAGCUGCUCUGCGUCUGGAGCCCCAGCCACCUCCAAAUCCCUGUGGUCGUUGUUGUACACUAAGAAGCCCCUCGGCGUUUCUCCUGAUGAAGCCGCCGCAGAGAUUGUGAAGACUUUAAACAAUAAGAGGAAAGAGGUGGUGAUUGCUCCCUCGCUCCCUAAGAUGGCCAUUUACGCCAGGUCCUUUUUCCCAAAUGUGUUCUUUGCUGUGAUUGGUGCAGGGGUGAAGAACGCCUCCAUCGCCGCUGAGAUGUAGAUACUGCCUCAGCACCGGGAUGAUGGGACACAUGACAUGAGGUUUUUAACAAAUCAGUGGAUGUCAAAGAUUUUUUAAUGAUCAUUUGAUGUUCGUGCGCAUGGCAGUUCCAGAUUUAAUCCACAUCACAUUAUCUGUUGCUGUUGGUUUAAUUGAAUUGUGGGAAAAUCAGCGAUAUGAUUUUCAUGAAUCAUGAGGCUGCCACACAGAGUGGGGGCCAACAGGGGUCCAACAACAAAGGUUUGCCUCUGAGCUCCUAAGUGGGUAAAUCCAGCCUGUGGAUUAGUGUUUUGUCUUAUACUCAGAUUUGUGUGUAAAAUAUUGAUUUUCUUCAUUUUAAUAAACAGAGUUUCCUUAAAACUCAACAAUCAGGAGUUACAGGACUUACAGCACUUACUCAUAUUUAUAAAUGUUCACUUCUUCUUUAGUUUUCAUAGCAUUUCAAUCAGAAAGUUACGUAUUGAAGAGAUUUUGCAUCUGUUGCUGAAUUUAUGGACCUAUUGCUGUAGGUUGUUGUUUUUGUU
Messenger RNA from Haplochromis burtoni (Burton's mouthbrooder), 1291 nucleotides. RefSeq names its product dehydrogenase/reductase SDR family member 7C-B. The transcript is spliced from 4 exons. NCBI's taxonomy places the organism in Eukaryota, Metazoa, Chordata, Actinopteri, Cichliformes, Cichlidae. Bases 36 to 767 code for a protein of 243 amino acids. Gene Ontology annotation, biological process: regulation of release of sequestered calcium ion into cytosol by sarcoplasmic reticulum. The record is from RefSeq and is a predicted model, not a curated record. Gene Ontology annotation, cellular component: sarcoplasmic reticulum membrane. Gene Ontology annotation, molecular function: all-trans-retinol dehydrogenase (NAD+) activity.